UUGAACCUCUUACCAUAUAGCGGUUCGCCACUACUCCGUACCAUGAAUUACUUCUUCAAAAGCUCUAAAUUGGCUCAAAAGUUCUUUAAUGGCUUCAACCGAGUCCAAAUCAACACUCAGAGCGUCCGCCACCUGUCCCAAAUUACUGGAAAUAUUGAAAUUGAAUCCCGUAAAUUUACAGCAAAUUAUGUUCCAUUGACACCAAUAAGUUUUUUGGAGAGAGCAGCAGAUGUUUUUAGAGAUAGAACUUCAGUUGUGUUUGGCUCUUCUGUUAAGUACACUUGGGAAAGUACACAUUCUAGGUGUCUAAAACUUGCUUCAGCUUUGGUUCAGCUAGGAAUUUCUCGUGGAAAUGUGGUUGCAACUCUGGCUCCUAAUGUACCAGCAAUGCAGGAGCUGCAUUUUGCUGUACCAAUGGCUGGAGCAGUUAUUUGUACAUUAAAUACGCGUCUUGAUUCGUCAACGAUAGCUGACUUACUAAAACAUUCAGAAGCCAAAAUCAUAUUUGUUGAUCAGCAUUUGCUCCAAAUUGCUCAAGAAGCACUCAGUCUUCUAUCAAAAGACAAAACAAUGAAACCACCAAUUCUAGUGCUAAUUCCUGAAUCUGAGAAUUCCUCUCCUCCUAUACUUGAGACAUCGUCGUCCACUAACGUUCAUGAAUACGAAAAUCUUUUGACAAGUGGGAGUAGGAAUUUUACAAUAAAGUGGCCAAAAACUGAAUUUGAUCCAAUCAGUAUCAAUUAUACUUCCGGAACAACGUCACAAUCCAAAGGAGUUGUCUACAAUCACAGAGGCGCGUAUCUCAAUACUAUUAGUACUACGUUUCUGGUUUAUGGAAUGGGUUCGAUGCCUACAUAUCUUUGGACAUCUCCGAUGUUUCACUGCAAUGGAUGGUGCAUGACUUGGGGAAUGGCUGCAAUUGGUGGCACAAAUGUUUGCCUUAGGCAUAUCUCUGCUAAAAAUAUAUUUGAAAGUAUUUCUCUCUACAAAGUCACACAUAUGGGCGCAGUACCAACCGUGACAGUCUUAAACAUGAUAGCAAACUCCAUACCAAGCGAUAGGAAGCCGUUUCCACACAAGGUGGAAAUAUUAACAGGUGGAUCACCACCGCCUCCUCAUAUAUUUUCCAAAAUGGAGGAGCUCGGAUUUGGAGUAACUCACGGGUAUGGACUUACAGAGACUUACGGUGUAGCAACAUCUUGCUUGUGGAAACCUGAGUGGGAUUCUUUACCCCUUGAGGAACUAGUCGCGCUUAAAGCAAGACAAGGGGUACGACAUCUUUGUAUUGAAGAUGUUGAAGUCAGAGACCGUGAGACAAUGGAAAAAGUGCCACAUGAUGGAAAGACAAUUGGCGAAGUUAUGUUAAGAGGAAACACUGUAAUGAGUGAAUAUUUCAAAGAUGUUAAAGCAACCGAAGAAGCUUUUAAAGGCGGAUGGUUUCAUAGUGGUGAUCUUGCUGUAAAACAUCAAGAUGGUUACAUAGAAAUUAAGGAUAGGUUAAAAGACAUUAUAAUUUCAGGAGGCGAAAAUAUAAGCUCGUUCGAGGUUGAAAGAGUUUUGUAUAAACAUCCAGCAGUAGUUGAAGCAUCAGUAGUAGCGCGACCAGACGAUCACUGGGGACAAACACCUUGUGCAUUUGUUAAACUGAAGGAAGGAUUUGAGGAAAAAAUUACUUCACAGGAAAUAAUCAAAUUUUGUAGGGAUCAUUUGCCUCAUUACAUGGCACCUCGGACAGUAAUUUUUGAAGAUUUACCGAAAACUUCAACUGGAAAAGUAAAGAAAUUCAUCUUGAGGGAGAAAGCAAAAGCUUUGGGCAGUCUUUUCUACACUGAAGUCUAAAGAAAGAAGGAUAUACUUAAGCACGCGCGGAACUAGAGUACAGGGAGCGGGUUCGACUGAACCAGUAGCUUUGAUUCGAACCUUAUUUUUGUUUAUAUAUCCAUUGAAUAUGUAUAAAUUAUUAAUUUAGAACUCAAUAACUUAAAUUAAUUAGAAUCUCGAA
Messenger RNA from Nicotiana tabacum (common tobacco), 2002 nucleotides. Lineage: Eukaryota; Viridiplantae; Streptophyta; Magnoliopsida; Solanales; Solanaceae. The record is from RefSeq and is a predicted model, not a curated record.